Geodia barretti is the source of this 1645-nucleotide messenger RNA. The record is from the annotation of a GenBank genome assembly. NCBI's taxonomy places the organism in Eukaryota, Metazoa, Porifera, Demospongiae, Tetractinellida, Geodiidae.
CACCUUGAUGCUGCGACUUCUCCGUCGGAGUCGAAACAGCAUGAGCGACGAGGAAUCGGACGCCCUUGACGCCAGCCAACUACUCGGUUCGUCUGAUACAGCUGCAGAUGAGAGUCCGUCCGCAGCCACGAUCGACAGCCGAAGGGAGUCCCGUCGCUCGCACUUCGUCUUCCUCGGCAUCAUUCUGGCCGCUGCGGUCCUGGUGCUCGUGGUUGGGCUGAGUGUGGGCCUCUCCUCCGUCGGCGGCGGACGCAGCAGCGACCCUAUGACCCGUGCGGAGGAUCUACUUGCGGAAUACCCCGUCAUUGAUGGGCACAACGACUUGGCGUACGAGCUGAGGGCGAACUUCAAGAACCAGUUGGGGGAUAUUGACCUGCUGAAAAACACGUCAGGCCAGUAUGGAGUUGCUUGGCAGACCGACAUUCCAAGACUGAGGGCUGGGCACGUUGGCGGACAGUUUUGGUCGGCCUACAUGGGCUGUGGAGAGCCGCACAGAGAAGAUGCCACGAGAACGUUUCUUGAUCAGAUGGACGUCAUCAAACGCUUUGUGCAGAACUACACGUCCACGUUCUUGUGGGCAACCACUUCCAAAGACAUGGAACUGGCUGUUCCAGCCAAUAAAAUUGCGUCACUAAUUGGUGUGGAGGGAGGCCAUGCCAUUAGCAGCAGUCUAGGGACUCUGAGACAGCUGUAUGAGCUGGGAGCUCGCUACAUGACACUCACCCACACUUGCAACACUCCUUGGGCCCAUAGCUCUACAGAUACUACUAGUAAUGGCCUCACAGAUUUCGGGAGGAGAGUGGUGUUGGAGAUGAACAGACUAGGAAUGUUGGUUGAUAUCUCUCACGUCAAUAACUACACCAUGAGUGAUGUCCUUGCCACCAGCAAAGCUCCUGUUAUAUUCAGCCACUCGUCAGCAUAUGCUCUGUGCAAUAAUUCUCGAAACGUUCCCGACAAUAUCCUGAUGAAAAUGCCAGCCAAUGGUGGCGUUGUGAUGGUUAAUUUUUACCCUGGAUUCAUCAACUGUAGCAGCACGGCCUCGCUGGAACAAGUCGCUGACCACAUUGAUCACAUUUGCAGUGUAGCAGGUGUUGACCAUAUUGGCAUUGGGGCUGACUAUGAUGGAAUCGAUAGGGUUCCGUAUGGGCUGGAAGACGUUUCCAAAUAUCCAGCUCUCUUUGCAGAGCUAUUGAGGAGAGGAUAUUCUGACAGCGAUGUGGCUAAGGUUGCUCGCCUCAACAUCAUUAGAGUCUUCCAGGAGGCUGAAGAGUUUGUGGGGAAGGUAAUCGGCACGCAGAUGAUGAAGACGGCCAAAGUCGAAGUCACGAGAAUGGUACUGCAUCCACACGUUCUGAAGGUGAGUAGCAUACGUCACACCGAUGGACGAAGCCUUUACAUACCACCUGCUUUUUCUCAGUACGUAAAGCGUCGUAAGAAGUACCUAUGUCACGACCCUGAGUCAUCGUGUCGCGUGGGGGACCUGGUAAUGAUACGGAGCUGCCAGCCGCUCAACAAGAGGAAGCACUUUACCGUGGCCGAGAUCCUGGAUCUCAGUCCGGCUCACCGAGCAGAGAUAGAGCGAGAACAGGGGAGACUGGGAGAACUAGAGGGUACACCUGGUACUACUGAAGGUAGCAGUAGCUGA